UUAUUUUGUGCAAUAUUGAAACCUGGAGUUCUGUGAUUGAGAAAAUAGACAUUGGACAUGCUUCUACCAUUUUGCACCUUAGGUAUCCUCGUGUCGAUAAUAUUGAUCGCCAUCAUAGUUUUUUAAGCAUUGACCUCAAUCAUUACGGUACAAUUCUAUGGUGACGUUCUUUCUGAUUUCGUAGCCACAAUGAAAUAUCAUAAUACGCCACUUUUUCUGUUUAUAAAUGUCAUAUUUGUAGGAUUAAUAGGCCGCCCUUCAGUGUAUACUACUGACAUUGUAGUCAGUAGUAUAUAUUGUAACCUAAAUACCUAGCUAGCUACAGUGAGCUAGAACACGACGUAGCUACUAGCUAGAUUCAUCAGCCGACUGCUACACAUAGCUACCGCUAACGUUACUGGUUAGUUAGCUAGCUAAGUUACAGUGAUACCGCCACGUCUUCUUAACCUCCCACUGGGCUACUGAGUGACCCUUUACAAUGGCCGCUACAAGAAAACGAACGCGAUCAGGCAUCGGAGAUGUGAGAGACAGAAAAGCAAAGGUUAUUAAAGACAGCGGUGAGAAGAGACACAUCGCAGCCCUGAUCCUGGCGAGGGGAGGCAGUAAGGGGAUCCCCCUGAAGAAUAUCAAAAUGCUCGCCGGUGUCCCCCUCAUCGGAUGGGUUCUGAGAGCUGCAGUGGACUCCAAACAGUUUGACAGUGUGUGGGUAUCAACUGAUCAUGAUGACAUUGAGAAGGUAGCCAAGGCAUGGGGAGCUCAGGUUCACCGCAGGAGCCCAGAGGUGUCCAAAGACUCCUCCAGCUCUCUUGACACCAUCCAGGAAUUCGCCCGAUUAAACCCAGAGGUGGAGGUGAUCUGUCACAUCCAGGCCACGUCUCCCUGCCUGCACCCCUUCCACCUGAAGGAGGCCCUGGAGAUGAUCACCAAGCAGGGCUUCACGUCCGUCUUCUCCGUGGUCCGACGACACCACUUCCGCUGGCAGGAGGUGAAGAAAGGAGGUAGUGUAGCCACCCAGCCUCUCAACCUGGAUCCAUCCAACAGGCCCCGGAGACAGGACUGGGAUGGAGAGCUGUGUGAGAACGGAUCUUUCUAUUUUUCCACCAGAGCCCUUAUAGAGGAAGGUGUUUUGCAGGGGGGGAAGUGGGCUUACUAUGAGAUGCUGCCAGAGUACAGUGUGGAUAUUGAUGUGGAUAUCGACUGGCCCGUGGCAGAACAGAGAGUACUGAGGUUUGGUUACUUUGGCCUGGACAAGCCUGAGGUGGUGCGUCUGCUGCUGUGUAACGUCUCCGGCUGUCUGACUGACGGCCGCGUCCUCAUCUCUGUCUCUGGAGAGGAGAUGGUCUCAGUCAACACCAGAGAUACUAUGGGUAUCCGCAUGCUGCAGAGAGAGGGAGUGGAGGUGAUCCUGAUCUCGUCCGGUGAGGACCCUGUGACCAAGGCCCUGGCUGACAAUCUAUCCCAGAGGACUGGCUGCGAGGUCAGGCAGCUGGGCAAGGACAUCCAGGGUGAGGUCAAAGCCAUGAUGGAUGACAAGGAUCUGGACUGGAAGGAGGUUGCCUAUAUGGGUAAUGAUGCACCAGAUGUUGACUGUCUGAACCUGGCUGGGCUGAGUGCAGUACCCCGGGACGCCCCAGUGGUGGCGAUCAACGCUGCUAAAUACUCCUGCCACAGUGCUGCAGGCCUGGGGGCUGUGAGGGAGUUUUCUGAACACAUCCUGCUGCUCAAGAAGAAGGCCAAGUCUCAGAUGGAACAGGACCGCAUCCACAGAAAUACAUUCUAAACUCUAGAAUGUAUUCUAAAGUCACAGAAAUACAUUCUAAACUCUAGAAUGUGUUCUAAAGUCACAGAAAUACAUUCUAAACUCUAGAAUGUGUUCUAAAGUCACAGAGAUCCAUUCUAAACUCUAGAAUGUGUUCUAAAGUCACAGAGAUCCAUUCUAAACUCUAGAAUGUGUUCUAAAGUCACAGAGAUCCAUUCUAAACUCUAGAAUGUGUUCUAAAGUCACAGAGAUCCAUUCUAAACUCUAGAAUGUGUUCUAAAGUCACAGAGAUCCAUUCUAAACUCUAGAAUGUGUUCUAAAUUAGGGAUAGGCAUUAGAAAUAAUAUCAUGACAUUUUAUCGGAUAUCCAGAUAGUUUGAAUCAUGGACACUUGUUUGCUGCGCAGCCUGCAGGACUCGGGAGAUACUGUGGGGACAGGGACAUUUACAUUUACAUUUAAGUCAUUUAGCAGACGCUCUUAUCCAGAGCGACUUACAAAUUGGUGCGUUCACCUUAAGACAUCCAGUGGAACAGCCACUUUACAAUAGUGCAUCUAAAUCUUUUAAGGGGGUGAGAAGGAUUACUUUAUUACUUUUAAGUACUGCAACUGUUAGUGUUAGGACACAGAUACAGAUACUGCUCACAAACACAGAUAGCUUUGAACAACUGCAUUACGUUAGCUGGCUGGUUGGUUGGUUAGCUUAUGAGUUGGUUAGUUAAUUAGUUCAUUUUUGGGUGUUUCAUAUUGACCUGAAUCGGGACUUGAACUACAGACAUAUAACCAAACGUUUCAUGCAAAUCUCAUGUGCAAUAUUUAUGCGUCAGUUCGAGUUACGCCCUCGUGUCUCAAAUGAAGAGAUCGGUGCGUGAACAUAAUGUAACCGAAUGUGUUGAGAUGUGGUUUGAUUGAAAUACGAUGUGUUUUAGGUUGAUAACACAGUCAAGUUUCUGUGGGAACACUGACUGAGAGGUUUAAGAACACUGUAACUGAGAGGUUUAAGAACACUGUAACUGAGAGGUUUAAGAACACUGCAAAGUGAUAAUGUCUGAUGGGACCAGGGGUGUGCGACAAAGGAGGGAGAGACAAAGUAGCCACUGACUCGCGCUAGUUAGACACUUGUAAAUGCCAUAGGUUAUCUACCAUCCAAUAUGGCAGUGCAUGUCUUUACUGUCCUGAUCUACAACAACCCUGUUCAGAGUAAACAGCCUAUACUGAAGGUUGCUCAUUGUAGGCUACUCCUCAUUUAGUUUACUUAAUUCUGUCAUUUUAAUUCAACUUUUCUUUCAUUGCUUAGAGAUCUCCCACUUCACGUUGCUACACAUGGAGCCUCUGACUGUAGUGUCAACAACAGCAAGCUAAGUGAAACCUGUGUAGGCUAAUACCGUAUGUAUUUUUUAAACUAUAUUCACAUUUGUGACGUUUUAUUAAAUGAAGAAUUCCAAAUGUCAUGAGUGUAGAAAUGUCCCAUAGAUUAUUUUAUUCCGUUAAGAUGAAGCCUUGUCAUUGUUGAAGUAGGCCUGUGUUUACGAAUACUAAUGUCUGUUUCAAUAACUGCCCAUUGCUAGUUUCUACAGGUUGUCAGAUCAAGGUAGUUUGGGUUUUAUAUCGCUACAGGUUGUGUUGACAAAAAUGAAUGUCUUUAUUUUAAAUGAAGUAGUAUACAGGAGGCCUUUCAUUUACUUGAGAUUGAUUGUUUUUCUCUCUACUUUUUCAUGUUCUGUCUUAAUUUUGGGGGGGAAAGUAUUAGGACAUUAACAUGGAGUUGCACUGAGAUUCUUGUUGUUUGGGGUGUUUACUUUUGUAUUUUGCCUGCAAUUUGUUUGUCAAAUGAUAUAUGAUCAUAAACGUAAGAAACACUU
Molecule: messenger RNA, 3619 nt
Organism: Oncorhynchus nerka (sockeye salmon)
Lineage: Eukaryota; Metazoa; Chordata; Actinopteri; Salmoniformes; Salmonidae
Product: N-acylneuraminate cytidylyltransferase
Exons: 8
Coding region: 479-1780 (433 amino acids)
Molecular function (GO): N-acylneuraminate cytidylyltransferase activity
Source: RefSeq, a predicted model, not a curated record